Messenger RNA from Piliocolobus tephrosceles (Ugandan red Colobus), 558 nucleotides. Its product is annotated as mediator of RNA polymerase II transcription subunit 25-like. The record is from RefSeq and is a predicted model, not a curated record. Lineage: Eukaryota; Metazoa; Chordata; Mammalia; Primates; Cercopithecidae. The annotation marks the transcript as partial. The transcript has 2 exons.
ACCCAGACGCCCCGCUCAAAGAUGGCGGCUGACUGAGCCGCUUUCAAUUUAUUUCGCUCUUGAGAAUCCUGACAAGAAUUCCGUCGAACCCAUCAGGUCCCUAGAAGGGCUAACUAUGCCCUUUCUGAGUCUUCCACGCGGUGGAGGCGAAGGAGGAGGGAGCUAGAACGAAGCCUCAGCGCGUGCCCCGCACAAACAUGGCCGCAUUCCCGGCGGCCCUAAACCGCCCGGCGCGGGUGCGCGCGCAGCGCAGGCGCAUUUCCGCUCAUUCCGCGGUGUCGGCUGCGGCGGCUGUGGCGGUGGCGGCUACCGCACGGGUUAUGGUCCCCGGGUCCGAGGGCCCGGCCCGCGCCGGGGGCCUGGUGGCCGACGUGGUGUUUGUGAUUGAGGGUACGGCCAACCUGGGACCCUACUUCGAGGGACUCCGCAAGCACUACCUGCUGCCGGCCAUCGAGUAUUUUAAUGGUGGUCCUCCUGCUGAGACGGACUUCGGGGGAGAUGUGAGUCUUGGGACUUCUGGGUCUGAGGGCGGAGGGGCUGGGAGACUUCUGGGUCUGA